Messenger RNA from Malania oleifera, 1517 nucleotides. RefSeq lists its product as uncharacterized. The transcript is spliced from 6 exons. The record is from RefSeq and is a predicted model, not a curated record. The coding region runs from base 215 to 991 and encodes 258 amino acids. Gene Ontology annotation, molecular function: S-adenosylmethionine-dependent methyltransferase activity. NCBI's taxonomy places the organism in Eukaryota, Viridiplantae, Streptophyta, Magnoliopsida, Santalales, Ximeniaceae.
AAAGAAAACUCGGAAAAGGAAACAAAAAGAAAAGCAAAUGAAAAGGCAGCAUUUUCCUCGGCACACAUAGCUGCCCCCACGCUCUCUCUCUCUCUCUCUCUCCUCAAGGAAAAAUAAUCAAAAGAUUGUGAAAAGGAAAAAGAAGGGCAUAGAAAGGAGGGGAAAAGCUGCCCGGAAGAAUUGAGGUGGGUGGGAAGACUAAAGGGUAAGAAGAAUGACAAUACCCUUGAGGCUUCUGUUGCCUCUCAGUCUCACCACCGCACCCUUUUGCUGUUCUUCAUCUUCUCCACACUUUCUUCCCUCUAAAUCCUCAAUCAGUUUCCAAUUGGGAAACCCUAAUCACGCAUCCUCUUAUCCCAAUCCCUUCAACCCUAAGCCUCCUUCCGCUUUUUCGUUUUCUUCUCAUCUUGUGUAUGUUGGAAAAAGAACGUCUUCCCACAACCACUCCAGUUUCUCAUUUUCACAUAAGUUGCUUUGUAUGAGGAGAGAUCAAAAUGUGGAUGGUUGGAGGAAUGAAGGGGAAAAUGGAGUGCGCAUGUAUGGUUCUGAUGAAGAGAUUGCUACUCAAGUUCCAACACAAGCCCAAACUGUUGUAGAAGGGUCUGGCCAAGUGCUUGUAUCAGAAUUCAAGAGUGUUCCUGAUGUAGAUUAUUUACAGGAGUUAUUAGCCAUUCAACAACAAGGACCCAGGUCUAUUGGCUUUUUUGGGACACGGAAUAUGGGAUUCAUGCAUCAAGAGCUCAUUGAGAUUCUCAGCUAUGCUAUGGUUAUAACUAAAAACCACAUUUUUACAUCAGGAGCAUCUGGCACUAAUGCAGCUGUAAUCAGAGGUGCUUUAAGAGCGGAGAAACCAGAGCUUCUCACUGUAAUAUUGCCUCAAAGUUUGAAGAUGCAACCUCCCGAGAGCCAGGAAUUACUGUCUAAGGUGAAGAAUGUGAUAGAGAAGCCUUACAAUGAUCAUUUACCAUUGAUAGAAGCCAGCAGGUUAUAAAAUUUCAAAGCUUGAACACGCCACGCUCAGAUUAGAAGUGCGGGGUCAUGGGGAUUCAUCAUUCGUCCUAUAUUGUUUAUUUUUUGGUUGAAGUGCAGGCUAUGUAACAUGGACAUCAUUUCACAUGUACAACAAGUUAUUUGCUUCGCCUUCCAUGACAGCAAGCUGCUUAUGGAAACCUGUCAAGAAGCAAGAAAUCUUCGGAAGAUUGUGACAUUGUUCUACCUCGACUAAGGAGAAUUAUAUUUUAUUUUUUCACUUGUCCAUACAUUAUUUUUAGAGUUGGUCUCUUAUUCUUGUUUGUAAAUUAGGAGAUGAAGAGAUUGUUCAUCUUUCCUCCCGGAAAGAAAAGAAAGGGGGCACAUUUGCUCUUUUUUGGGAAGAUUUAGCUCUUAAUUGUUGUCAAAUCUAUUUCUAGCAUCAGUCGGGCUGAAUAAUGUACCGAUGCAAAUGAUGAGUUAUGCAUUAUACAUGUGUACAAUACAUAAAUAAGCUAGUGGGAAAGAAUUUUUUUUUUUGUCGACUA